CUGGGAUCCCUGCGGACCACCUUGAAGCGAAGACCCGUUGUCUUUGCUCCCCGGUGCCGUGGCUUCCGCAGCCGUGUGCGGGGAAGAUGCCCGUGCUCCCGCCGAGCCUGGGGUCGCAGCAUCCCACGGAACACGCGGGCACCUCGCUUUUCUCCUCUCUCCCGCAGUGACCUCCAGGCGACCAGUCAGUGCGGCCGAGGCACCUGAGGGAGGCAGUGUGGUGUUACGAACUUGGACUCUCCCGGCAGACCCACUCAACCCCUACCCCUGUGGCCUUGGACCAGCCAACUAACUUCUCAGCGCCCCUGUGUCUCCGUCUGAAGUCCCAGGACAGCCCUGCCCCAAUACAGGCUGACGUUCAGAGGCAACGAGGCAUAGGUGGUUCACAGGCCCAAACUGAAAACAUUUAAAACAUCCAUCAACAGUAGAAUGAAAAAAACAAGACCGGUAUGCUCAUGCAAUUGACUAGAACGCAACAGUGAAAAUGAACAAAAGCCAGCUAUUUGCAACAGUUUGUCUGGAUCUCCCCAACAAGACACAGAGCACAAAGGACACUUGGAGACCCAGUGGGCAGGCGAGGCAGGCUGGGCACGGAGCUUCCCAGACUGGGGCAGUGGGCAUGGGCUGUGCCUGUGGCUGAAGAUCAGACCCCAGGGGACCCUGCCACGCACACUGCCUCCGCAGCCGCUGCCAUGGCCACCAAUAAGGAGCGACUCUUUGCAGCCAGUGCCCUGGGACCUGGAUCUGGCUACCCAGGGGCUGGCUUCCCCUUUGCCUUCCCAGGGGCACUCAGAGGGUCUCCACCCUUCGAGAUGCUGAGCCCUAGCUUCCGGGGCCUGGGCCAGCCUGACCUCCCCAAGGAGAUGGCUUCUCUGUCGGUGGAGACACAGAGCACCAGCUCCGAAGAGAUGGUACCCAGCUCCCCCUCGCCCCCUCCGCCGCCUCGGGUCUACAAGCCAUGCUUCGUGUGCAAUGACAAGUCCUCGGGCUACCACUAUGGUGUCAGCUCUUGUGAAGGCUGCAAGGGCUUCUUCCGCCGCAGCAUCCAGAAGAACAUGGUGUACACUUGUCACCGCGACAAAAACUGUAUCAUCAACAAAGUGACAAGGAAUCGCUGCCAGUACUGCCGGCUGCAGAAGUGCUUCGAAGUGGGCAUGUCCAAGGAAGCUGUGCGGAAUGACCGCAACAAGAAGAAGAAAGAGGUCAAGGAAGAAGGGUCACCCGACAGCUAUGAGCUGACCCCCCAGUUAGAAGAGCUUAUCACCAAGGUCAGCAAAGCCCAUCAGGAGACCUUCCCCUCCCUCUGUCAACUGGGCAAGUACACCACGAACUCCAGUGCCGACCACCGGGUGCAGCUGGAUCUGGGGCUGUGGGACAAGUUCAGUGAGCUGGCCACCAAGUGCAUCAUCAAGAUCGUGGAGUUUGCCAAGCGGGUGCCUGGCUUUACAGGGCUCAGCAUUGCUGACCAGAUCACUCUGCUCAAGGCUGCCUGCCUGGACAUCCUGAUGCUGCGGAUCUGCACGCGGUACACCCCCGAGCAGGACACCAUGACCUUCUCCGACGGGCUGACCCUGAACCGGACGCAGAUGCACAACGCCGGCUUUGGACCCCUCACGGACCUGGUCUUCGCCUUUGCCGGGCAGCUCCUCCCUCUGGAGAUGGACGACACGGAGACCGGGCUGCUCAGCGCCAUCUGCCUCAUCUGCGGAGACCGCAUGGACCUAGAGGAACCUGAAAAGGUGGACAAGCUGCAGGAGCCGUUGCUAGAAGCCCUGAGGCUGUACACCCGGCGCCGGCGGCCCAGCCAGCCUUACAUGUUCCCCAGGAUGCUCAUGAAGAUCACAGACCUCCGAGGCAUCAGCACCAAGGGAGCGGAAAGGGCCAUUACUCUGAAGAUGGAGAUUCCUGGCCCGAUGCCUCCCCUGAUCCAGGAGAUGCUGGAGAACCCCGAGAUGUUCGAGGAUGAUUCCUCGCAGCCUGGCCCCCACCCCAAGUCCUCCAGUGAGGAUGAGGCACCUGGGGACAAGGGAAAAGGGAGCCAAAGCCCCCAGCCUGACCAGGACCCCUGACUCUCCCCGCUGUCGGGGUUGGGGCUCCAGGUAGCAGACUGACCAUCUCCCAAAAACCACCAGUGGCCGGGAGAGGACCUGCUCUGCCUUCUCCCUACCCCUUCAAACCAGCUCCUUGUUUUUGCCAAAGUUUCGGGGGUGGGGGGCGCUGCUCACCCCCCUACCUGCUCUGACUGGCUCGCCCUCCAAUCUGGGGGUGCCUGUUCUAUUCUCACAAGGAGCGAGGGCAGAGGGGUGAGCGUGAGUCUGGACUCUGGAAUCGCCGCGCUGCCCCCCAGACACCAGGGUCUUCAGCUCCCUCAGGCAGGAGGAAGCCCCUGCCAGUUCACAGCCUGCCCCCCUGCCAGGUGCUUAGGCCUCUGGGCGCGGACAGGAACACUAGAGACCAAAUGGGGGUGCAGGGGCCGGGCUGAGCCCACCCUCGUGCCCCUGCCAGUUGGUGCCUCAUGCUGCAUCCCGCACCGUUGGUGCCUCAUGUGCACUGUCCCUGGUGGGGACGGGCUGGCCCUGAGUUUCUGUGGGGCCAGAAGAGAAAGGGGCAGAUGUGGGCCCAUUCAGCACCUCUUUGCUCUAGCCCAGAGCAUGCCCUGUGCCCUCCGUUACAAGCCCCUCCCCCAGCCCUGCCAUGUGCCUUGGGCCCCCUCUGCCCCCCAUCUCAGCCAUCGGGGCAGGGACCCUCCAACACUACAGAGGGGCCAGGGGCUCCCUCUCCCCCUAGUGCCUUCCCCCCUGACCCCAGGGCAGCUUGGCCCAGGGAGGGGUGCUGCGUAGCUGGUCCCACCCUGACCCAGAGGAAGCCUCUAUUUAUUUAUUAGCUUUUGUUUACACCCUGGAAUCGACCCCUUCCUCCAGGGGUCUUGGGAGGGGGAGCCCAGGGCCCCUGUGACCCCAUCCUCUUUCCUCCAGUCCUGUUUGUAUUUAGCUGCCAAAUAAGAUUCCCGCUGGCUCCCCCCUUUUCUCCGGGGGGGUCAGGGUGCUGCCCCUUCCCCCUCUGUUUACAUCUCCCUUCCACCCGGCUGUAUCGCAUAUUGCUGAGUUUUCUAUUUUUGCAAAAUAAAGUGAUGGAAACUCA
This is a messenger RNA of Echinops telfairi (small Madagascar hedgehog), 3141 nucleotides long. It is a transcript of the gene RARG, whose product is annotated as retinoic acid receptor gamma. The record is from RefSeq and is a predicted model, not a curated record. Gene Ontology annotation, molecular function: nuclear receptor activity; RNA polymerase II cis-regulatory region sequence-specific DNA binding; zinc ion binding. Gene Ontology annotation, cellular component: nucleus; transcription regulator complex. The coding region runs from base 693 to 2069 and encodes 458 amino acids. The transcript has 10 exons. Gene Ontology annotation, biological process: retinoic acid receptor signaling pathway; cellular response to corticotropin-releasing hormone stimulus; regulation of transcription by RNA polymerase II. Lineage: Eukaryota; Metazoa; Chordata; Mammalia; Afrosoricida; Tenrecidae.